Molecule: messenger RNA, 654 nt
Organism: Paramecium sonneborni
Lineage: Eukaryota; Ciliophora; Oligohymenophorea; Peniculida; Parameciidae
Source: the annotation of a GenBank genome assembly
AUAUCACCUUGAUACUAGAGUAAAAAUUAAUAAAUGAAUAACUAGUUGUUUACAUAUGGAAAGAAUAGUUUAAGAAAACUUAACUCGGAGAAAAGAUAAUUAUAAACGAUAUUUUUUCCAAACAAAUGGAAUUUUCAUUACUUUUUUAAUAUGAUGAAGGAAUGCUAACAAUUUAUUAUAGCAUGUAUAUCUGAAAUAGAUCAUUCUUGGAUAAUAAAACUAUUAGUAUUGUUAGCCAAUGGGGGAAGGAAAAUAUAUUUGAUAAUGGAUUGUAAAGAUAAUUAGAAAAAUGAUGAAUUUUUUUAAGCAUUGAUUUGCGAAUUGUUAAUAGAGAGUCAAUUCAAAAUUAAGAUUGUUGUAAAUACUAAAAAAUACGAAAGUUUACCAACUAAUUUUUGCGUAAUUGAUGGAAAAAUUUUAAUUACUACUUCUGCAAAUUGGACAAUUAAUUCAUUUAAUAAGACUCAUGGAUGGAUGAUGAUUGAUAAAAAAUAUGAUAAUAUUAUUGAAAUGAUAGAAAUUUUUGAAUAAAUGUGGAGCUAAUUUAAAUUUGUAACAUUUAUAAAUGAAGAUAUGGCUUUGCUAGAUAAUGAAGAUUCCUAAUUUCAACCAAUUUUUACAUAUUCAUAAAAUUGUGUAUUGAAUAAGUUAUGA